UCUAUAAGAUGGUCCGUUUUGGAGAAAUUCUCUAAAGUUGCGAGAAUUUCACGAGAAACAGCUGUACAAAUCCUUGAGACUCCACUUGCACGACCAAUAGUUCCAUAUCUCCCACCUGCUAUAAAUCAAUUAAUUCAACCAGAGUCUGAAGAUAAUUCCGUAAAUGAAUAUGAUGCUGGCAGAGUUUAUCUUGCUAAAUGGGCAUUAAAAGUUGACGAAGAAGCAAGAGUAGCUGCACGUCAAGAAUAUUUAGCAAAUCAUGGUGAAGGUGAGGCAUCAUCAAAUACUAUAAGAAAAAGAUGGUCAGAUCCUAAAUCAUGGGAAGAAGAAACUGAGGUGGGCGCUUUUGAAGUUUUAAAUGUCGAUUUAAAUUAUCCACCACUACUUUCAACACGAUCUACUUCCCUUAGUCCUGAGAAAUGGUUUUCAUCAUUGGAUUCUGAGGGAAGAUUAAAAGUUGAAGUUGAUGAAAUCCGUGAAAUUAUAUUUCGUGGGGGUAUCGAUGAUGAUAUUCGUGUUGAACUUUGGAAAUUUCUUUUGGGUGUGUAUCCAUGGGAUUCAAGUCAAGCUGAACGAGAAUAUAUAACACAAACAAAAGAUAAUUCUUUUUUUGCCGUAGAAGAUAUACCACAUCCAGAUCCAUUAUCUUCGGCAUCAUCACCAUUUACAAAUAAAAACCUUGAAUUAAUGAAAGAUAUUUUAAUGACAUAUUAUUAUUAUAAUAAAGAUCUUGGUUAUGUACAAGGAAUGAGCGAUUUACUUGCACCCAUAUUUGUCGUUAUGCACGACGAAGCUCAUGCAUUCUGGGCAUUUGUAGGAUUUAUGGAACGCAUGAAAUACAACUUUUAUCGCGAUCAAUCUGGGAUAAGACGUCAACUUUUAACAUUAGAUUAUUUGAUUCAAUUUAUGGACCCACGUCUUUAUGAACAUCUUCGAAAGACUGAUGCAUUAAAUCUUUUCUUUUGUUUCCGAUGGAUUUUAAUUUGGUUCAAAAGAGAAUUUAAAUGGGAUGAAGUUUUACAUUUAUGGGAAGUUCUUUGGUCUGACCAUUUAUCCUCGCAGUUUCAUUUAUUUGUUGCUUUAGCAAUUUUGGACAAACAUAAAAUGGCAAUCGUUGAGCAUUUACAUCGUUUUGAUGAAAUAUUAAAGUAUGUUAAUGAUCUAUCAAUGACAAUUCCAAUUGAUGAAACUUUAUUACGUGCCGAGACACUAUUUAAUAAAUUUAAACGAAAAAUUGAAAUUCUCGAUAAAAAAAAUUCAACAACAAAAUCAUCAUCAAAUCAACAACAAAAUGAAAAUCAUCAUGAUGGAUUAAGGAAGCGUAAAGGUAAAGCAGCUGCUGAAUCAAAUGAUAAUAACAGCCAGGAUAAUUGA
Messenger RNA from Entrophospora sp. SA101, 1374 nucleotides. The record is from the annotation of a GenBank genome assembly. NCBI's taxonomy places the organism in Eukaryota, Fungi, Glomeromycota, Glomeromycetes, Entrophosporales, Entrophosporaceae.